AUGGCAGGUGAAACAGCCAUCUUUGCGUUAUCCUUAAUCGCUGCCGCGAUUCCACGUUUCGAAUACUUUCCGCAUUCCACUGAACGACGAAACAUUUUGCAGGUACUGCUGCAGGCGGCACUGGUGUGGGACGAAGUACACGGUGCUCCAGCGAAGAAAAACGACAUACUCGCGGGCACGGAAUUCCUGUCAGUCUUCAUAAACGGCGCCAUGGCCACGCCGCCGCGGCGCAGAGGCUUCAGACGCGGUGGACAAACGGCAUCAUCAGCCGGUGACAGCGCGACAGCGGAAUCGCAUCAGCACGAGGCGUCGAUUUACCGAAUAUCACGGAACCCAGGCAACAGACAGGUCGUCCCGAGAGCACGGAACACCAGUGGCCGGGAAGAGGUCGUUCGAUUUUAUCCUAUCAGCCACAAGACGUUGGAGAACAGGCAACAGAACCUAGCGUCGUUGAUCGACGAGCUGAGCACCACAGGUGACAUAUCCUCGACGCGACUAGCUCCCCAGAGUCCCAUCAGCACGACGACGGUAACGUCGACGACGGCUCGGGAAAAAUCCUCGUCGAGAACAAACGCUACCAGCAAUUCGACGAACAAAGGAGUCAGCCGACAGAAGGUUAUAGGCGUCAGCGUGACGUCCACUGUGGAAGCUACACCGUAUAAGGUCAGGGUAGAACAUUACGACAACGCAGACGCCACUGUCGUUUCUAGACCUCCAAGUUCUAUCGGGAUCCCGUCUAAGGAUACCAUGAAAGAGCUGAAGAAUGGCACUACAAGGGCUCCCACGACGAAGACCAUGAGUCCCAGCACGACUGCGAGAACGACAUCGACUACCACUAGUACGACAACCACCACGAGUACAGCCAAAUCACCGACUACACCGCUACCACCUAGCUUCAUCACGGAGGAGCUCAGUAAUAUCGUAUCCGAAUCCAACAGAAGCGAAUUCUCCGUCGACGAAGGCUCACCGAGCACCAGUUGGCAGGGUCAAAGCUCCGUUACACCUAGACCAGUGACCAAGCACACUCCUUCCUUCGCUGAGCAUCGGAAAGACACCAACAGUAGCACCAGUGACUCGCCAGGGGACAUGAUCACUCUGCCCACUGAGGAGAACUACGAGCUGCCUGAGGAGAACGCAGAGCCGAAGGAGUUCAGCGAGGAGCCAAUGGAGAUGCAAUCCGAGCGUUUCCAGGCUCAAGGAAGAAAGGCUGGCAGACAUUUCGACGCUUCUCAUUACAAUCGCCCGGGUACCAAGAUGUACAGUCAGUCGUCGAAGAACUACAAGUCACCGCGACCCUACAGCGAGCCGGCCAAGUUGUACAGCGAACCAGCCAAAGUGUACAGUGAACCCGAGAAGGUGUACGGAGAGCCAGCUAAGGUGUACAGCGAGCCAGCCAAGGUUUACAGCGAGCCGGCGAAAGUGUACAGCGAGCCUGCCAAGGUGUACAGCGAGCCAGCCAAGGUCUACGGUGAACCGGAAAAGGUGUACUCGGAGCCAUCGAAAGUCUACGGUGAACCAGCCAAGGUGUACUCUGAGCCAGCCAAGGUCUACUCGCAACCUGCCAAGGUGUACAGCGAACCUAGCAAGCUUUACGACUCGGAGGGUCAGCCAUUGAGUCACGAACGUAGCGGAGAACCUGAUGAGCAGAACUACGAGGUGGAUGAGUCUGUCAGCGUGAGUAGCAAUGGCAACGUUCACGGACCACAAAUGAUGCUCACGGAGCCCUCGAACGCGUCUGAAGUGGAGGAUGGUCACAAGGUGGGCUACGUGGUCGAGGGCAGGAACUACAGGAAAUACAGGGUCGAGGAGAGAACUCCUGACGGCUUCAUAGUUGGCGAGUACGGAGUAGUGAGCCACGAUGACGGUUCCUUGAGAGGUGUCAGGUAUACCGCGGACGGUACCAUCAAUCCUCGACUCAUUUACGACGCACUCAUGAAAUUCCUGGCUCUGUGAGGGAGCCAGGGGAUGAAACGAUGAACAGAACUGUGUGCAGGCGAGUCGACUGGUCGCGUGGCUUUGUUCGCUGCUGGUUAGAUGAAGCAAUAUGACUGAUAUUU
Molecule: messenger RNA, 2057 nt
Organism: Eufriesea mexicana
Lineage: Eukaryota; Metazoa; Arthropoda; Insecta; Hymenoptera; Apidae
Product: flocculation protein FLO11
Exons: 2
Coding region: 1-1953 (650 amino acids)
Source: RefSeq, a predicted model, not a curated record